Tyto alba (common barn owl) is the source of this 786-nucleotide messenger RNA. It is a transcript of the gene STK33, whose product is annotated as serine/threonine kinase 33. Gene Ontology annotation, molecular function: ATP binding; protein kinase activity. The record is from RefSeq and is a predicted model, not a curated record. NCBI's taxonomy places the organism in Eukaryota, Metazoa, Chordata, Aves, Strigiformes, Tytonidae. Gene Ontology annotation, biological process: protein phosphorylation.
AUGAGGAGACUUCCUAGAAAACAUGUGGAAUGUUUCCUAGAAAGUGCAAGGAAGCUGAAGGUUAAUGCCUACAAAGAAGAGGGAUGUUCCUGGAAAGCAGUGGAGUGCAUUCCUCGAAAGAAUGAGCUGCAGUUAUUUUUUUAUGAUUAUCUGUUUCUUUAUGAAAUCUAUCCUUUUGGAAGGAAACUGGGUCAAUGCAACUUUGGGGUAGUAACUGAAGUAAAACACAGGCCUACUGGCAAAAAAUGAACUGUCAGAAAAGUUAAGAAGAAAAAGGGUGGAAGUUCUGCCAUGAAGGUACUUGAACAGGAGGUGAGCAUCUGUGUGAACCAUGAUCAUGUAACACAUUUAGAAGAGAUAUUUGAGACACCAAAGCAGUAUCUUGCACUGGAGCUGUGUGAGGAUGGAGAACUUUAAAAAAUUCUUUGUAGUAAAGGACAUUUUACAGAGAAUGAGACAAGGCACAUCAUUCAGAGUCUUGCUUCAAGAGUAGCAUAUCUUCACAAAACCAAUAUUGUUCACAGAUAUCUAAAACUGGAAAACAUUUUAGUUAAAAGCAAAAAUUUCCAUCCAAACAAUGCGUCUAUCACAGUGUAUGACACUGAUUAUUAUUUGAUGUUGAAAUGGAAGCUGGAAAAAAAACCACAAAACCAGCUUUUCCACCCUCUUAUGGAGAGAUACCACGAUUGCCUUUUUCAGUUUUCAGCCCCUGAAGUUAUCAGUGCCUAUGAGUACAGCCAACAGUGUGACAUUUGGAGCAUAGGUGUCAUUAUGUACAUGCUGUAA